AUGGGAGUCCAUCAACCUUCAUCACUAAGCUUUUCACAGAACACGUGGGAUAAUAUAAUUGAUCCAACCCCACCAUUUGAAAAGCCCACUCAGAGUAUUUGGGACCCUACCCAAGAGUUUUAUGUGGGCUUGCUUUUUGCCGAUAAGGAUGAACUACAAGCUGUUGUUAAACGCUAUCACAUCAAGAGGAACCAAACAUUUUGUGUAAGAGAGUCAAAUCAAGAAUGUUGGUUUGUAAGGUGCAAAAAUUGUUCUUGGCGUCUUCGAGCAUGCUUCCGGGCUACAUAUGGGUUGUUUGAGGUUAGGAAGUACAAUGGUCCACACACAUGUACAGAGUCUACGCUCACACAAGAUCACGAGCAAUUAGACACCCAUGUUAUUGAGAAAGAGUUGAGGGAUGUUGUCAAAAAUGAUCCAACCAUAAAGAUUGCUUCACUUCAACAGACUCUUUACAAUAAGUACCAAUACAGACCUUCUUAUUUCAAGGUGUGGGAGGCAAAAGAGAAAGCAAUUGGUAGAGCGUUUGGUGAUUGGGACAAAUCUUACCAAUUAUUGCCAAAAUGGUUGAAAGCUUUGACUGAUUCAAACCCGGACAGCAGGGUUAUUUGGAGAACAAUACCUGCUACUAUGCCAGGCUGUGCAAUAUUCGAGAGAGUGUUCUGGGUUUUUGGUCCAUCAAUUGAAAGUUUUCAACAUUGUAGGCCAGUGAUUAGUAUAGAUGGAACUUUCCUAUAUGGUAAGUAUAAAGGUACGUUACUGAUUGCAUCAACUUGGGAUGGUGACAACAGACUUUUUCCACUUGCCUUUGCCAUUGUGGAGAAGGAAACUGAUGAUAGCUGGUAUUGGUUUUUGCGUUGUAUUCAGAUUAAUGUCACUAAUCGAGAAGGGUUAUGUGUCAUAUCUGAUCGUCAUCCUGGCAUGGAGAAUCAGUUACGAAAGUAUCAAAUCACCAGGGAUAGAAUUACUCAAUUAAGUGCAGAUGGUGAGAAGUAUUUAAGGGAAAUGCCGGUGGAAAAGUGGACGUUAGCAUACGAUGGUGGACAUCGUUAUGGGGCAAUGACCACAAACUUGUCUGAAAGCUUCAAUGGAAUUCUAAAGAGUGCUAGAAAUCUGCCCAUAACUGCAUUAGUUGAACUUACAUACUAUCGUUGUGUCGCCUAUUUUGCCGAUCGGUAUACUAAGGCAUGUGCAGAGGUUACUGCCGGUGAACGCAUUACGGCUUAUGCAAAGAAUAAAUUCAAUAAAUGGGGAAAAAAGGCACCAAAGCAUUCAGUUACCGUGUUCAGUCAUGAAGAUGGUCUGUUUGAAGUCAGAACACUAAUAAACCCUAACUCUGCAUAUAGGGGUAAUCAUCGUCAUGAGGUAAAUUUGAGGCAGAACACUUGUAGUUGUCAAAAAUGGCAGGUUUAUAAGAUUUCGUGCUCACAUGUCAUUGCCGUGUGUAAAUAUCAAGGCAUCUCUGCAAUGCGAUAUAUCGACCGUUGCUACCAUUUGGAAGAACAAGUUGCUUGUUAUGCACCUAGAUUUCGCAUAGUUCCAGACAGUGUACAUUGGAAUGAGCCUAAUUUCCCGGUCUUGUAUCCUAAUGUCAAGUUGCGUCGUGAAAAAGGUCGACCAAGAACAACUCGGCUUCGAAAUGAAAUGGACGAAGGGGCAGAGCAUCAACCAAGGCCAUUGUGCAGUCUCUGUAGGCAAGAAGGCCAUAAUAGAAGAACAUGCCUCACUCGAACUGUGGCUAGCUCCACUAGUGGCUAA
This is a messenger RNA of Quercus robur (English oak), 1755 nucleotides long. RefSeq lists its product as uncharacterized. Bases 1 to 1755 code for a protein of 584 amino acids. NCBI's taxonomy places the organism in Eukaryota, Viridiplantae, Streptophyta, Magnoliopsida, Fagales, Fagaceae. Gene Ontology annotation, molecular function: zinc ion binding. The record is from RefSeq and is a predicted model, not a curated record. The transcript has 2 exons.